Messenger RNA from Tarenaya hassleriana, 2383 nucleotides. Its product is annotated as receptor protein kinase-like protein ZAR1. The transcript is spliced from 2 exons. Gene Ontology annotation, biological process: protein phosphorylation. The record is from RefSeq and is a predicted model, not a curated record. The coding region runs from base 185 to 2284 and encodes 699 amino acids. NCBI's taxonomy places the organism in Eukaryota, Viridiplantae, Streptophyta, Magnoliopsida, Brassicales, Cleomaceae. Gene Ontology annotation, molecular function: ATP binding; protein kinase activity; protein binding.
UUUCCUCUGCGCUUUCUUUUUCUCUUCUCCCAAAGUCCUUUAGCUGAGAGCACAGCUCUCAACCCCUUUCUUUUCCUCAUUUGUUUUCUCCUUGUCCUUUUACUCCAUCACUGUCACUCCUUGAGCUCUCUCGCUCCCUCUUGCUCUCUCGUUCUUCACUUUGUUCAAAGCUACGUCUUGUGUAAUGUUGGUCUCUCUCAUCAUCUCGGUUGCUCUUCUCUGCAACUUUAACACCACCUGGGUGAGCGGCUUGAAUGACGAGGGCUUCGCGUUAUUGUCGUUCAAACAGAGCGUUCGCGAAGACCCGUCUGGUUCACUGAGCAAUUGGAACUCGUCCGACAAUGACCCCUGUUCUUGGAACGGCGUCACGUGUAAGGAACUCAAGGUCGUGUCUCUAAGCAUUCCGAGGAAGAAGCUCUACGGCCCUCUCGCCUCGUCUCUAGGGUUUCUCUCCAGUCUCCGCCAUCUGAAUCUCAGGAGCAACAGGUUUUAUGGGUACUUGCCGAUUCAGCUGCUCGAGCUUCAGGGCCUCCAAAGUCUGGUGCUUUACGACAAUUCGUUUUCUGGAUGGUUGCCGAACGAGUUCGGUGGGCUUAAGCUUCUUCAGACCUUAGAUUUGUCGAAAAACCUCUUCACUGGGUCGUUUCCGGCGUCGAUUCUGCAAUGCGAGAGGCUUAGAACUGUCGACGUUAGCCGAAACAACUUCUCCGGUCUUCUGCCAAAUGGGUUUGGCUCAGCAUUUGUCUAUCUGGAGAAACUUGACCUCUCCUUCAACAAAUUCAACGGCUCAAUCCCUAGUGAUAUCGGAAACCUCUCAAAUUUGCAAGGGACCAUUGAUUUCUCUCAUAACCAGUUCAGUGGCUCAAUCCCACCAGGCCUCGGCAAUCUUCCGGAAAAAGUUUACAUUGAUCUGACGUACAAUAAUCUCUCGGGUCCGAUUCCACAGACCGGUGCUCUCAUGAACAGAGGACCCACGGCCUUUAUCGGCAAUCCAGGGCUCUGUGGUCCGCCGCUGAAGAACCUCUGUCCUGGAGACAAUCCUGGUUCUUCCUCGUACCCGUUUAUCCCGAGCAACAAUCCUCCAGAGAAUUUUGACAGUAACCCUGAAACCAGAGGGAAAUUAGGUGGGUUGAGCAAAAGCACUGUCAUUGCCAUAGUUGUCUGCGAUGUAAUCGGUAUCUGCCUCGUGGGCUUGCUUUCCGCUUACUGCUACUCCAAUUUCUGCGCUCGUAACGAAGAGAACCAAUUCGGAUUCGACAAAGAACCCAACAGAACCAAAGAGUGUCUGUGUUUCCGGAGAGAUGAAUCGGAGACGCUGUCAGAAAACGUGGAACAUUGCGAUCUCGUGGUUCUGGAUGGUCAGGUGGCUUUCAACCUCGACGAAUUACUAAAGGCGUCGGCUUUCGUUCUGGGCAAGAGCGGAAUUGGGAUUGUGUACAAAGUGGUUCUCCAAGACGGGCUCACAUUGGCCGUGCGGCGAUUGGGCGAAGGAGGGUCUCAGCAAUUCAAGGAGUUUCAGACCGAAGUGGAAGCCAUUGGCAAACUCAGACAUCCCAACGUUGCCAGUCUCUGGGCUUACUAUUGGUCUGUCGAUGAGAAGUUGCUCAUCUACGACUUUUUUCCCAACGGAAACCUCGCCACCGCUCUCCACGGAAAGCCAGGGACGGGUUCAGAUUCAUUCACGCCCUUGACGUGGUCCAUGCGGUUGAGAAUAGCGAAAGGGAUAGCCAAGGGGCUGGCUUAUCUGCAUGAGUUCAGUCCCAAGAAAUACGUCCAUGGCGAUGUCAAGCCUAGCAACAUUCUUCUCGGACACGACAUGGAACCGAAAAUAUCGGAUUUUGGAGUAAUGCGUCUGGCCAACAUCGCUGGAGGAUCUUCUUCUCCGAGGCUGCAAUCAAGCAGACGCCAUGGCAAGAGCAUAUCCUCGGAUUUCACAGCAUCUUCAGGGUCGUACUAUAUGGCGCCAGAGGCCCUGAAGACAGUGAAACCGUCCCAGAAAUGGGAUGUCUACUCGUACGGAGUGAUUUUACUGGAAGUGAUAACUGGAAGAUCUCCAUUAGUUCAGGUGGGCACUUCGGAAAUGGACAUAGUUCGUUGGUUUCAGCUCUGCGUUGAUGAGAAGAAACCAUUGUCGGAUGUUCUUGAUCCUUGUCUGGUUGAUAAGGAAGAUGAGAUCCUUGCUGUUCUCAAGAUUGCCAUGGCUUGUCUGAAUAGCAGUCCCGAGAAAAGGCCUUCCAUGAGACAUGUCUCUGAUACACUUGACAAGAUCAGUAUCGGGCAGUGAGUGAUCUGAUUGAAGAAAUAUGAGAAAUCCAACUUAUUAGUCAUUUGUUUUGGAUUUUUUUUUUCUUGGAAGCGAGAGCUAACGAUUUGUGUAGUGUCA